This is a messenger RNA of Komagataella phaffii GS115, 1131 nucleotides long. RefSeq lists its product as uncharacterized. The coding region runs from base 1 to 1131 and encodes 376 amino acids. The record is from RefSeq and is a predicted model, not a curated record. NCBI's taxonomy places the organism in Eukaryota, Fungi, Ascomycota, Pichiomycetes, Pichiales, Pichiaceae. The transcript is spliced from 3 exons.
AUGGACGGAGAAGACGUUGCAGCAUUAGUUAUCGACAAUGGUUCCGGUAUGUGUAAGGCCGGAUACGCCGGAGACGACGCCCCACACACAGUGUUCCCAUCGGUCGUAGGUAGACCAAGACACCAAGGUGUCAUGGUCGGUAUGGGUCAAAAGGACUCCUUCGUCGGUGACGAGGCUCAAUCCAAGAGAGGUAUCUUGACCUUGAGAUACCCAAUCGAGCACGGUAUCGUCACUAACUGGGACGAUAUGGAAAAGAUCUGGCACCACACCUUCUACAACGAGUUGCGUCUGGCCCCAGAAGAGCACCCAGUUCUUUUGACUGAGGCUCCAAUGAACCCAAAGUCCAACAGAGAGAAGAUGACCCAAAUCAUGUUCGAGACUUUCAACGUUCCAGCCUUCUACGUUUCUAUUCAGGCCGUUUUGUCCCUGUACGCUUCCGGUAGAACCACUGGUAUCGUUUUGGACUCUGGUGACGGUGUUACCCACGUUGUCCCAAUUUAUGCCGGUUUCUCCUUACCACACGCUAUUUUGCGUAUCGACUUGGCCGGUAGAGAUUUGACCGACUACUUGAUGAAGAUCUUGUCUGAGCGUGGUUACACUUUUUCUACCUCUGCUGAGAGAGAAAUCGUCCGUGACAUCAAGGAGAAGCUUUGUUACGUUGCUCUUGACUUUGACCAGGAAUUGCAAACUUCUUCUCAAUCUUCAUCCAUUGAGAAGUCUUACGAGUUGCCAGAUGGCCAAGUUAUCACUAUCGGUAACGAGAGAUUCAGAGCUCCUGAGGCUUUGUUCCACCCAUCUGUACUUGGCCUUGAGGCUUCUGGUAUCGACCAAACCACUUACAACUCCAUCAUGAAGUGUGAUGUUGAUGUUCGUAAGGAACUCUACAGUAACAUCGUUAUGUCCGGUGGUACUACUAUGUUCCCAGGUAUUGCUGAGCGUAUGCAAAAGGAGCUUACUGCCUUGGCUCCAUCUUCGAUGAAGGUCAAGAUUUCUGCUCCACCAGAAAGAAAGUACUCCGUAUGGAUCGGUGGUUCUAUCCUCGCUUCUUUGGGUACUUUCCAACAAAUGUGGAUCUCAAAGCAAGAGUACGACGAAUCUGGACCAUCCAUUGUGCACCUCAAGUGUUUCUAA